AUGCUGCGCUCACGGCGUCCCGUGACAGUGCUGCACGCGGCGGACCGCUGGCUGGUGCGGUCGUAUGCUUCGACGGUAACACUUCUUCAGCUGCAGGCGCGUGAGCGUCUUAUUUUGGGUACCCAUGGCGCAGGCAUUGUGCGCCAUGACUCCAUGUCACAGCAGACGGGCAGCAAUCUUCCCAGCUCGGUGACGGUAGCGGCUCCUGCGGCGGACUUGUUUCGCACCAAGGUCCAUGAGGGAACAGGGACGGGGGAGAGGGACCCGUACAUGCGCACACUUCCAAAUCAAAAGAGCACGGAGCCGGAGAGCUCCGUCGCACGAGCCAACAUCAUGCUCGCACCGACAGUUGAUGAGUGCAUUGCACUUAACACAAAAUGGGGCAGCAUGCAUUACUGGCUUGGGGACCAAUUCCCACGGCUCUCGGUGUAUUUGAAACAACUUCAAGUCCCCGAUGUGCCGCCGCUUUCCCCCGCAGCGGAGGCGCUGCUUUCGAAGUUUGAAACGGGCGUCAUCCCAAGGUUGGCUUCAGAUGAGGUGGACCGUGAGAAACUCACGGCGUUGUGGAAGGACGUGGUGAGACAGGCCGAUGCACUUGUCCAAGAACACAUUUGUGACCGCACCGCAUUUGAAUCAAAACUGUCCCGUGUUUGCGAUGAUGCAGUGCAGCAGCUGCGCACAUUGUCGCUGGUGGGGUCGGAGGGAAUCUUAGCGGUAGAGGCGCUGCGGCGCCGGACGCUUAUAGGACGCAACAAGCUUAUUCAGGAGCAUCUGAUUGAUGUCACCGAGAACGGUGCCUAUCUGGGGUUUGGAGAUGCGGUGUGGCAGGUGUUCUUCCGCGCCGUGGAGUCCAGCAAGGCAGAGUUCUUGAGCGAGAGGGCGCCGAAGGCCCUCCGCGUUGCGUGGGAUGCGAUCAUGCGGGAGGAUGUGGUGCGGCUCCCGGAUGUCACUGCGCCCGUUGCGCUCUACCUGACGCUCGUGUGCAUCGACGAGAGCGGCAGGCUUGCGGUGGGUGAUCUGAAGGAAUCGUCGUCGAGCCUCUGCGAAACCGUGCGGCCUUGUUUCAAGGAGCAGCAGCCACCACCACUUAACCUUCUUAACCCUGUGGUGAAGCGCCGCUUUGUGGCGAGGACCGUCGCCGAGAUGCUGCAGGCCCCGUCGUCUAACGCAUUUUCCAAGGCGCUUCGGGAGGAUGGCCAGCACGACGUCAGUCGUGUGGUUGCUCUUUGCGAGGCGAUGAGCAGCAGCCACAAACUCUUUGAGGACGAUGUGGCAGAUGCUGUUGGUCGCUUCGAGAGCACGAGCGAAGUCAAAACCCUGCUCUCCUCCCUCAUGGGGGGAACGGACGCCGCUGUGCGGGACACGGUUUCCAACAUAUUGGGAGUGACUGGCACGACUGCUGUGAACUGGGACGUCGUGAUGCAAAGCGUCGAUUGGACGAACAACUGGCGUCAGUUAGCGACUGGACUUCUCAGCGAUCCAGGUGUGCUGGUGGCUGUCCAUAAGCACGUCAAGAACGCGAUUGGAGCGAAAGGAGUGUCCAAGCAUCUCUUCACUGAAGAAUAUGCGGAGCAGCUGCAGCUCAUCGUCAACGCUCGUGAAGAACGAGAGGUGUCACGGAAGCUCAAGAUUGAAAAUGUUGUGCAAGAGCUCUCCUCUUACCAGAAGGUGGAUCAUGUGUGUCACAUACUCCGCCAACUGGGUGUUGACAUGACAGAGCUCGAUCAAGCAGCUGCAUCGAUCCUCGAGAAAGGUCUCGUGAAAAGGCCUCAUGUAGAUGAAGGCGUGAAGGCUCGUGUGCUUGAAGCUGUGGCUGGUCGUCACCCAAACUGGGUGCAGGUCGGUGUUGUUCAGCCAACAGUGAAGGAUUCUGUGGAAGCUCUUCGAUGCAUGUUGCACAUCUUCAUUCGCCUUGCGUACGUUCCACAAGCGGGAGCUGCAGCAAUAGCGCAGCGCUCCCGGCGUCGCAUUGGUCUCAUUGGUUUGGAGCCACACCAGUUCAACGUCCCAACGGAAGUUGGCUUUGUCGAACAGUAUGACAACCUGCAGUACAAACGGUACGACUGGCAAGGUUGGUAUCAACGGAUGGUCGAUGUGCAUAACCGCAAUGUCUCUUUACGCUGCCGCAUCGAUGAUUUGAAGCGAAUAGAUGGGAAUGGUGUGCCGUUUGUAGACAUGCAGACAGAGCGUCGGCUACGCAUCCUGGCUCAGGAGCAUGUUGGCAUGGGCGUGCUGAAACUCGACUCAGAUAAGUACGAGGAUCAGGCGGACAAUAUGACAUUUGGCGCCGUGAAGCUGUCAGAGCUCUUGGCAGACGCGCGGAAGGCACAACUCGGGGAGGAGUACUGGCCCUCCGUGGAGCUCAAGGUGCGCAAGCCGAGCGGACAAAGCAAAGCACACUACUCGCUCAUCGACUACGACCGCGUUGAGAACCGCAGCAAGGAGCUCUACGAAAAGUACCGCGAUGCGAAGAAGAAAAGUUUGUUUGUCACGCCGAUGGAUAUGUGGCUCGACGUGAAGGGUAUGCAGGUGCGGAAGGCCACGGAAAGCGCCGACACCGAAGGCUACACCGUUGACACGCUGCAGGACGUGCUAGGAAGUGAGGAGAGCGAGAGAGGUUUGUGA
Molecule: messenger RNA, 2625 nt
Organism: Trypanosoma grayi
Lineage: Eukaryota; Euglenozoa; Kinetoplastea; Trypanosomatida; Trypanosomatidae
Exons: 1
Coding region: 1-2625 (874 amino acids)
Source: RefSeq, a predicted model, not a curated record